AGCCCACGUCAGUGACAAGCCCUGGACACGGUCAUCAAUUUUGAUGGAUGACCGCAGAAAACAACGAUUUCGUGUUUUAUCACCCCUACAGACAGCGAGCAUUGAAUCUCUGUAUCAUUGUUAUAUUUGUGAACACAUACUGUUGUGUGUUAUCAAAUUCUCAUGGGGAAUUGUACGAAAUAUGAAAACAAAACGGACCACACGUGCAAAGUGGUGGAUUGUGACGGGGAGGUUUCGCAGUGGAGCUCUGAUGACCUGAAAAAGUACUGUGUCCUCAAGGACGCCUCGCACAUUUCCUGUCUGGAAGUGACCUUGCUGUAUCGCGUCAUGGCCUGCAAUGUACCCGGAUCAUACGGGUACUCCAACGAAAUUUUCCCGGCGUCGAUCUGGGUGCGCAAUGAUUGUUACGCACAGUUCAAAGUUUGCUUCACCACAGGUGAUAUGAAAAAGCUAAGUAGUGAUCUGACUAACCCCUGGUUUAAUAUCCUCUUUGACAACAAAAACGCAACAGGAAACCUGUACGGAAGCAUAAACCAGAACACAUUAGCACCCUAUAAUAAAUUCUCAAAGAUUCACUACUCCACGAAAUUCCCCCUGAUUCCCAGACCACCAAGACAAAACCCUUGGAGAACCUACGGCAAGCGAAAGCCAUCAAGUUCUGAAAAAAUUGACACUGACGAGAAAGACAGUGAAAGGGUUGUUACUAAUUCACUGGAAACAACAUCAGUCAAACCUGAUCAGGCAAGCACAACGACCUUAAUCACCACGACCAAGAUUGCAAACGCACAAUCAAAUAUCACCACGACCAAGAAGACAAACGCACAAUCAAAUAUCACCACGACCAAGAAGACAAACGCACAGACAAAUAUCACCACGACCAAGAAGACAAACGCACAAUCAAAUAUCAUCACGACCAAGAAGACACAAAUCCAUUCGAACAUCAACACGACCAGACCGUCUUUUACAUCAACCGAAAAAAUGACUACCACUGACCGAACACUAAAUAAAACGACGAAGGAGAAGAAUCUGUAUUUCACGAACAGCGGAGUGAUACAUGCAGGUGAAAUUGACAUCGACGUCAAUGGGAAAAUCAAGCACCACCAUUUGUCAAACGACACGCUAGACGAAUUCGAAAUCAGUACUUCCGGAAAUGGUUCUCCUCUGUCGGGAUCGGAGUUCCUGUUUGGUGCCGUUUUUGGAUUAGCAUUACUAGUGCUUCUUCUCAUUGGGUUACUCCUCUUUUUAUGUAGAACUAAACUCAAAAGAUGCAUGCAUGGGAAACAAGAGACCACAGGACCCCCGGAGCAUACCAGGGACAUCGCCUUUAUCGGUGGACCAGUUAUGACACAGUAUCCAGCAUAUAGAGCGGAUACUAACGGAGAAACACGAAGUAGCGGUCAGGCCACCACCAAUCCUAAUUACCAGUUAUAUCAGGAAAACCUCGGGUUUGAUGAACCUCUGAGAAAUACCCAGUACUUCAUUCUGGAACCGAAUGACCGAUCAAACAGUGAUCGCGUUCGACGAGAGUCACAUAAUGUUACCGCGGAGGAAGAUGAAGGCUCUCACAAAUAUUUUGUGCUGGAAACUUUUAACACCGGGCUAUCUUGUCCCAGAGACAAGGACGACUAUGACAAUGCUGUCCCACACCCGUGUGUAGGCAUGUUUUGUGCGAGUAAUGACGAACGCUCCCAAGAACUGCAAUCACGUGACAGGGAUUCCACGAGAAUUCCGGGAUAUUGUAGAAUUGGAGAUACUAAAAGACACGGUCGUCAACAACGAGUGUCUCAGGUUUAG
Messenger RNA from Ostrea edulis (European flat oyster), 1794 nucleotides. RefSeq lists its product as uncharacterized. The transcript is spliced from 5 exons. Lineage: Eukaryota; Metazoa; Mollusca; Bivalvia; Ostreida; Ostreidae. The record is from RefSeq and is a predicted model, not a curated record. Bases 163 to 1794 code for a protein of 543 amino acids.